AUGUGCCAGCCGCAAGUUGAUUCAGAAGAUAUCGAAACUCUAGGAGAAUGUAUUGAUAAGUGGAAUGGCUUCUUGGUGUCUUUGUCAAUGGAUGAUAAAGUUAUCGAAGAAACCGUAUUUACGGUAAACCUACAUUUAUUGAAGCAUGUUCCCGACAUUAUGCGAAAGCUAGGCCCAAUGCACUCUUACAGCGCUUUCGCAAAUGAAAGAGUCAUUGGCGAGUACAAAAAAAACAUCAAAUCGAAGAAGGAGCCAGGCAAGAACGCUGCCAACCUUAUGAAACAAUUUGCAGCGAGGCAUCGUUUGGAUCGGCUGAUAAAAUUACGCAAGGACAUGCAAGAUGAUGUUGAUGAAGACUGCCAAAGACAUCAAGUUUUGACUUUGGGUAGCGAUGAUAGUGAGGAAUUGUGGGGCCCGAUCCGCCAAAUGACUAUUGGGCAGUUUUCUGCUGCUGUUGGCGUGGACGUUAAGAAGUACUUGGAGAAGUACUAUAGCACAUUUGAAAAGCAAAGUGUCAUUGUCAGCAACGAAAAAAGGGUUGAACUUGCGAGUCAUCUAUGGACACCUGAUGGCUCUGUAUAUGAUUGUUCAUCUUUCCCCACAAAGUCGAAAAAACGUACAAGGCCAUCAAGUUACGCUACCAAAAGAGAAAGUUUUUUUGUCAAGAUCCUACUUACUGUUGACACCAACCCACCUCGGCGACCAGUCAAACUAGAACGCAGAGCUUUUUUCGGAGAAGUGCUAUGCUAUUUCCGCCAUUACAUUGGUUCAAAACCUCGGCUACUUGCACUUAUGAGAAUGAAGGAGGUCUAUGACGAUUGCAAUCAUGUAUGGCCCAUAUUACGAAAAGCAGAUCGGAUGAUGGUUGUCGAUGUAUCUAGCAUUGCUUGUAUCUGUGGUAGGAUUGAAACAACUAUAGAGCGUUCGUAUGUUUAUUGGUCAUACAAUACGGCGCACGAAGCUGAGGUGGGGUCACUCAAUAUGCUUUAA
Molecule: messenger RNA, 990 nt
Organism: Lichtheimia ornata
Lineage: Eukaryota; Fungi; Mucoromycota; Mucoromycetes; Mucorales; Lichtheimiaceae
Exons: 1
Coding region: 1-990 (329 amino acids)
Source: RefSeq, a predicted model, not a curated record